AUGUCGGCUACUUUUGGAGCUGGAUGCUCCAACCAUAUUAUGGCUUCGGCCUUAUCAUUUCUCAAUCGCCAGACCCUUUGUGUUCCAGGGCUAUACCCCGGGUUAAUAGCUUCCGCUGGAGCACCAGAAUUUAUGAGUGGCAUGACGAGACACUAUGAAGUUGGACAGAGCAAUGCGAUUGAGCGUUUGUUGAAAUUGAAGGAAGAGUUGAGAGAUUCCGAGACUGAAGCCUUUUGGAAAUGUUUGAUGGAGGGAAUAGCGGGCAUUUGCAAUGCCCAAUGCUCUUUCGUAGCCCAGUCAAAUCCUGAGCAUGCUCAGACUCAGGGUGGCUACGAUACGGUAAUGUCAACCUCAGAACCCCCCGAGUUCCCCUAUUUAGGUGUCUGUCUGUAUUACAACGACGGCCAAUCAAUUACAGCCAUGCACAGAAACUACAAAUAUUUUUCUCGAGCUAUACCCUGCGACUUCAUGAAGCAUGAUAAGGUCUAUCUCAUUCCGGAAAAUUUAGCUCUGCACAUGGAAAGUGACCCGAACAUGUUUCCAUUCCCUAUGGAUGCCUACUUAGCGGUACCAUUGUUCUCCGACGGAAAAUGUUUCGCUCACUUUGGGUUGAUGUGGACGGUUGACGGUCGUGAGAAAUGCGAUGUAUCCUGGGCAUAUCUUGAGAUGAUCCUACAUUCCAUGGAAGAUUUAGUACAGCACCGCCUCCUAAACGAGCAGAGCUAUAAGAAAGCAGUGUCUGUCCAGGUUAAGGAUGAACAGCAUCGACGAGGGAGAGGGAGUAGAGCUUCUGCCUAUCAUUCUGCUGCCGGCGCACACUCUGGCAUACACUAUUUCAAACCAUAUGCGCGAAGCUUAUCCCACGAGCUGAGGACACCAAUGCAAGGUGUUGUUGGAAUGCUGGAUGUCAUGCAUGCCAACGUGCAGGAAUCAAUGGAGAAACAUUUCGACCCACUUUUAAACCCAGUAUUUCAGGAGCUCAAAGACAACAUCGAGGCCAUUCAAGAUAGCGUUCGGAGAGCAGUGGAGGCCGCAGAUAAUAUCGUGCACGCUUAUGAUCUGAAUAUGCAAGUGCCUGAAACCCCCGAAAAUGGUUCCGAGAAGGAUUACUCUCCCGACCCCUUUCGGUCUUUCAGUGGGGCAUACGAUUCUCGCCCAAACAUUCUCAUUGAAGGGAGCAAUAUUGCCGUAAAUCCUUACAAACGGAGAAGGAGCAGUACUGUCAAUUGGAGUUAUACCUCCCCAUUUACAUCUAAAUCAUCAGAACUGCCUUCUCUAGAGCUACCUCGACGAGAGCUCUCACCCCGCAGUGCAGGUGUCAAGACUGUGGUUGAAGAGAGUGGCAAGAUUGUUCAAGCUGACCCACGGGUUGAGGAAGACAGCGAAGUCAAAGAAGCUCUGAUAAAUGCACGGCGUCCUUCGAUAUCCGGACAGUUCUCAUCCUCCAGCGUAUCUCUUAGGCAGAGGGUUUUCCCUCCAAUGACACUACAAUGCACCAGAAUCCGUGAGAUUCUCCAACCCUUAAUUAACGAAUCGCUUCACGUCGGUGGCCGCCCGGAUUCUGCUCUAGUUGAACCGACUAUGUUCGGUCAAAAUAUUGAGAUUAAAUCAAAGUCUUCGGAUGGGCGAGCUUCAACGAAAAUCAUCCAAUGGUCUGUCGACCCGUCAGUGCCGGACAUUUUAUACGUUGAUGAAAGGGACUUUACCAAGCUGGUGUCUUGCGUCUUCAUUAAUGCUCUCAAGUUUACAGAAUCUGGAGAAAUCACACUUCAUACGAAGUUGAACACUUCGGGUAGGUGUGUUUUGAUCAAGAUCAGUGACACUGGGACCGGUAUUCCUGAGGCUUUCCUUCCAAACCUUUUCCGGCCGUUUGCUCGUGAGGACGACUCUACAACGAGGAGCAGGGAAGGCCUAGGACUUGGCUUGUUGGUUGCAAAGGGCCUGUGCAGAAAGCUUGGUGGUGAUUUGAGAUGUCUUCGUUCAUCUACUAGGGAACCGGACCGUGGAUCUGAAUUUGAAAUCCGGCUACCCAUAAACCCCAACGACUGUCUCAGUCGACCAGGGACACCGCACGCCGAGCCUUCGCCUCCUCAACGGAAUUCCAAUGUAUCCCCAGGCAUCAACACUGCAACGGAAGAAUUGAAAACGGUCAGAAAUAGCCCAGAAACUUCUCAUUUGCAUAUCUCCCCAAACCGUCCAUUCCCCUCAACAGCGAACAGUGGCGCUACGAAAGGGGGUUGGCUGGGUAGCCCCAGUCGUCUACCAAUGUCGUCCAGGAACUCUAGUCUUCUCUCCUGGAACAGUUUUGACCGACAGCUGGCCGACAAACAACCCCUCACCUUCCUCGUGGCAGAAGAUAACAAAAUAAAUCGACGAAUUCUCGUCAACAUGCUCUCUAAAUUAGGAUACAAUGAUGUCUACGAGGCGUUUGAUGGUAGAGAAGCAGUUCGCAUUAUGGGCGAUAUCCUAUUGAAUGACAUCCCCUCCGGUCCAACACAGCCUCAAAGCCCCUCCAGUCGAAGUUUCUCUGAAAGGAGCACAGAUACCACGACCUCUCUCAUAGAAAAUUGCGAAAUUUCUUUGCUUCAUGAACCCAACAAUCAAAUUCCCACAAGACCGAAAUUCGUCGAUGUCAUCCUCAUGGAUCUCUGGAUGCCAGGCAUGGAUGGCUACCAAGCAACCGAGAAAAUACUAGAUAUGGUCGAAAACUAUCGCGUUCGACUAAAGAAGCAGAAGCCGAACAUCCUGCUUCCACCCAUCCCAACUGUUUUGGCAGUAAGCGCUGACGUGACGGACGAAGCAUUGAGCAGGGCUACGAUGGUAGGCAUGGAAGGUUACAUGACGAAACCAUACAAAUUAUCCGAUUUGGAGAGGCUGAUUGUGGAGUUCUGCGGUCAUCGCCAGUCGUGGGAAAUGUGA
Molecule: messenger RNA, 2919 nt
Organism: Paracoccidioides brasiliensis Pb18
Exons: 2
Coding region: 1-2919 (972 amino acids)
Biological process (GO): protein autophosphorylation; phosphorelay signal transduction system
Molecular function (GO): histidine phosphotransfer kinase activity; phosphorelay sensor kinase activity
Source: RefSeq, a predicted model, not a curated record